AUGAAGCAGUUCAAUCCAACAUUGAGACAACUCAAGAGUACAUACAUAGGAUCAUCAUGUGUCGAUCAGUCUGACAGUGAUCAGUUCUUAAUCACUCUUUCACAAUCUAUUAUGAUCUUUAGUCCUUUGGAUGGCACUGGAAUACAUCAAUAUAGUAUGUUGGAUAUGCCGCCAUUGAGAAGUAGUUACAACUUGAAUAAGGGAGUGAUGUACGUUAGACAGGAUACAUUGUCAAGUAGUCCACACUUUAGACAGGCUAGAUUCUCACCGUUGAUCAAUGGUGGACGACCACUCAUUGCAGCGUGCACCAAUGACUUUCACGUGCACAUCUUUGCCCCGCCCAACCUUGCACUCAACACCUUCAAACCCGACUGGCAAAGCGUCGCCGUCUUCUCCGACUACCUCUUUGAGCACUUUGAGAAGAACGACUUCAAGCAACCCGAUGACGAUGGUGAUAGCUAUCAAUGGAAGGAGCAAUAUGUCAUAAUCAAUCGAUCACUUGAUGUCAAUGACAAUCAUGUGAGACAAUCAGAGCUGAUGGAUACGUUGUGUUUGGAUUGGUCACCUUCAUUCGAGACCGUGGUCAAUGGUGCUGUAUUGCAACGCACUUCAUUACUGGCAUUGGGCAGCAAGCGCAAGCUGACUCUUUGGUCCUUCAAUCUCGAGUCCAACAGCUCAGACAUCAAAUCAAUGUUCAAACACUUUGGAACAUAUCGUCCAGGACGUGGAUGGAUACAACAACUUCAAUGGGCACCAUAUAUGAUCAACAAUCGACCUGUACUAGCUGUUGCCACCAGUCGCGGAGCAGUCUACAUUCACACAUUUGACCAAGAUGGCAACAUCGAACAACUGGCACAAGUCCUCGAACAAGAUGACUCACCAAUCACUUUCCUGGAUUGGUCCAAAUCACAUGAUAUACAAGAGAGCAUAUUGGUCAUUGGCAAGGGUAUUGGAUUCCAUUUAUAUCAACCAAUGAAGAAGUUGUUGUCACCAUUGCUAUCAUUUGGACAGGUUGGCAACAUCACUGGCGCAUUCUUCCUCACGUCCAACCAAUUCUAUACAUCAUGUGCCGAUGCAACAUUAUACAAGUUCACAACAACUGAACGCUAUUGGAAAUCAUUAGACAUUAAGGAUCUAAAUGUGGAGAGAAUUGGUCUACCCUAUGACCCACAAGAGAAGUCAGAGAACUACUUCCAUGCACUUCCAUCUCCCAAUGGAAUGUUCCUAAUCGUUGGAGAGAAUGUACCAGGUGUCAAGGCAAUGUUCAAGGUACAUAACCUAUCAUCAGCCAUCAAGAUUUAUCAUACCUUGGACUUUGACAACUAUCUACUCAGUUUCAUCAAGAGAUACAAUCAAAACAAGGACAGCCUGUCAAAGAUAUGGGAUGUACUGGUGUACCAACAAUGUUUGAAUGAACAUCAGUUGGUGGAAGUAUUGGACACUAUUAUUGCCGAGUUGGAUCGUCUACAGAAUAAGAAGAACAACAGUCUAAAUGAUUACUACCACCUCUACAUCCUAUUCAUAUACACGUACAACUCAAUCAAGACAUUAUAUCCAAAGAGAUUGAUCGAUCAGUGGACCAACCUUUGCAAACUAUUCAUGUCCAAGAUUGACAUGGUCUACACCGUCAAGAUAUUAUCCAACUUCUUGACAAACCGCAAACAAUAUCCACUACUGGAUCAUGAACGUACAUCAUUACUAUUGAUGUGUGAUUGGCUACUGGAGAUCAAUCAUGAGAAUGUGAUCAGUGACAAGGAUACACAGUUGUCCACUGCCAAACAAGUGUACGCACUCCUGAAUGAACCAAUACCAGAUCCAAAGAGUCUGCCACACCGUGAGCAAUGUGUCUAUUGUCAAGCAGACGUUGCCAACAAACCAUUGUCGAGUGGAUCUGGUGAGCCUGAACAAUGUGGUAAUGGAUGCGCAUUGUCAAGAUGCCAGAGGACCAAGCUGUUGUUGAACACUCACAUCCUGUUCCAUUGUGAUAUGUGUUUGAUGAAGUCAUUGAUAUUCAAGAGGGAGGCGACAUCAGUGAUCGCCGCCAACGAUGCGACCACAUCAAACAUAUUCAAGACAUUCAACUUCAUGAACUUGUUGACGCAGAAAGAGGUGGACAACCAACGACCGUCCUGUUUAUAUUGCGGCUGUACCUACAUUAGAAAGUCGCCAUUCGAUAGCACUGCUACAGCAAUAAAUCCAUGA
Molecule: messenger RNA, 2202 nt
Organism: Acytostelium subglobosum LB1
Lineage: Eukaryota; Evosea; Eumycetozoa; Acytosteliales; Acytosteliaceae
Exons: 8
Coding region: 1-2202 (733 amino acids)
Biological process (GO): transcription initiation at RNA polymerase III promoter
Cellular component (GO): transcription factor TFIIIC complex
Molecular function (GO): histone acetyltransferase activity; protein binding
Source: RefSeq, a predicted model, not a curated record